Molecule: messenger RNA, 402 nt
Organism: Ilex paraguariensis (yerba mate)
Lineage: Eukaryota; Viridiplantae; Streptophyta; Magnoliopsida; Aquifoliales; Aquifoliaceae
Source: the annotation of a GenBank genome assembly
AUGUCGAGCAAAGGAGGAGAAACCGUCGAUAUCCAUGGUGCCAAGCUGGUCGGGCUUGAUGUGGUGAAGAACUGCGUAGGUGAGGCAACCCAAGUGCCUAGAGCCAAGGAGAUGGCGACCAAAGAGUUGGGCGCCGAUGACGAGGCGUCGCCAAGGUUGGGCGCCGUUGAGGAGGGAACCCGCCUCAUGGGCGCCGCUAGGAAGGUGGGUGUUGCUGGGCUUGGGUACGUAGAGGCUUGCACUGAUGGACGUCUAGGCGUUAUGCGCAUGGAUGAGGCGAACAAUAGAGGGUGCUCAGUUACUGAUCUUGGCAUGCUAGGCAAGCAGCUUAUGGAGGAGGGGCGAGCUGUCCUGGGCGUGCAGCCUGCUAAGGCGCCUAUAGCGCUCACUGGGAUGCCUUAG